AUGACUGCUGCAAUUGGAGAGGCUGGUGAAGGCCCUGGUACUGGCUUAGCAAAAAAGAGAGCGAAGCUGCCUAUGGACUUCUCAACUCAAGCGAUUGUUCUUUUGCUUGCUUUCAAGACUCCAACUUCCACUCAAACUGAACCUGGCAAGGCAGCAGAAAGAGAACCAAGGGAAGCAGAAAUGCCUGGAAUGACCCUAUUCCCGCCUAUGAGACCUAGUUGCUCGUUUCGGCUAUUACCUCCUAAGCUAGUCGCUCGUCUGCGCCUGCACCUACAGCAAAGGGAACUGAAUGGAAGUCCCGAGACGACUGAUCAAGUGACUCAAUCAAUUCUUGAGAGUCAAAGAAGGAAUCACCGGCCGAGGAAAGUGACCGUCGUCCUCUUCGCCUAUCGGUUCAAUAGACAGUUUGACCGUAAGGAGCCGGUUCUUCUUUCAAUGCUUUGUGUGUUCCCCUUACCGGAGAUAGCCACUUCUAACUAA
Striga asiatica is the source of this 480-nucleotide messenger RNA. Lineage: Eukaryota; Viridiplantae; Streptophyta; Magnoliopsida; Lamiales; Orobanchaceae. The record is from the annotation of a GenBank genome assembly.